AUGUCAAUACUUCUCAGACAUCUCUCAAAGCUAAAUCUCAAGAAACCGAAAGAUGCUCUCAAAAACCAGAGUGUUAGGUUGUCGCAAACCCCGCCCUAUCUGACUAUCGGCUUUUGGUUGAAAGAAGAUUCGCUCCACUUGUACGACCCAGUCAAGGAAGAGACUAUCAAAAUUUCAGAUAAAACACUCCCCGAGGAGCUCAAUACGUUGGAAUUGCAGGGAAUAUCACAUGGUUGGGGACUUUUCAUGGACCAAAAUGACAGCUCUGUUGUACGUAUCUCCGACUUCUUUCUCCCUUCAGCAUCAAAAUCAUCCCCUAAGAUCACGCUUCUGCCUCCUAUGUGUCCUCUGCCCGAUUACAAACUGGAGUCCGUGAAAAAAGUGUCAAUGUCCACUUAUCCUGACCAAGAGGAUGAGGAAUGUGUAAUUGCUGUCAAGUUUAUGGGAUUUCAGUUGAGUCUCUGUGUACCCGGUCGAGACUCGGAGUGGACUAACAUUGUAACCCCUUUUGAGUACUUCCACAACAACUCGAGUCUCACGUAUUCCAAGAGAGAUAAAAGUUUCUAUAUGCUCGCUCCAGGAAGCCGUUUCUUGGCUUCCUGGCAUAUCCAUUCCAAGAACUGGGACUACCCAAAGUUCCACGAGUUGCAGUUUCACAACAUUCCUAGGUUUUGGCGGUCGGAGUGGCAGCUAUUGGAUUCGUGUGCCAAGACUGAACACUUAUUGGAGGCCCCCUCGGGCGAAUGUUUCCUCGUCAAGUGGUAUGGGGAGAGCUUGCCUUGUGUGUUCAAUGAGAAAGAAACAAUCUACUAUAAGACAAACCGGUUCAUGGUCUUCAGACAGGAAGAGGCAAGUAAAGAUGGAGUAAGAAGCAUGUGUUACACAGAGGACAUUGGAGAUAUAUGCAUCUUCCUUGGAGACAAUGAGCCUUUUUGUGUUCAAGCCAGCUCAUGCCCUGGUCUCAAGCCUAACUCUAUCUAUUUCAUGGGUUACGGCUUUGGAGUUUAUGACCUCGCAACCAAAACUACCCAAGAGUUGGGUGACAAAGGUUUACCAGGCUCAGUAUUUGCUUGCCCGUACUGGAUUCCUCCGGUUUUUCUCUAG
Camelina sativa (false flax) is the source of this 1104-nucleotide messenger RNA. RefSeq lists its product as uncharacterized. The record is from RefSeq and is a predicted model, not a curated record. NCBI's taxonomy places the organism in Eukaryota, Viridiplantae, Streptophyta, Magnoliopsida, Brassicales, Brassicaceae.